AUGGCUCAAAGUGACUUCCUCUACCCAGAGAACCCAAAAAGGCGACAAGAAGUAAAUCGUCUUCACCAGGAGCUCCUUGACUGCUUAUCUGACAGCUUCCAUGCCACCAAUAAGCUGAUUGGGGUUUUAAAUACGCACUUAGGGUGCAGGCUGGCCUCCAUUGAAAUGAAAAGAGAUGCGACCAUCAAAGAAAACUGUGAUAUCAUCAUCCAAGCCAUGAUGAAAAUCCAAAAAGAAUUGCAAAAGGUUGAUGAAGCACUAAAAGAUAAACUAGAGCCAACCCUUUAUAGAAAACUUCAGGAUAUUAAGGAAAAAGAAACCGAGAAAAUUGCAAUAGUACAAAAGGUUAUUUCAGUCAUCCUGGGAGAAGCUACUUCUGCUGCCAGUGCAGUGGCUGUUAAACUCGUGGGCUCAAACAUCACAACUGGCAUAAUUAACAAGUUGGUCACUGUGUUAGCUCAAAUUGGUGCUUCUCUCCUUGGUAGCAUAGGAGUUGCUGUUCUUGGCCUUGGCAUAGAUAUGAUCUUCCGUGCCAUCCUGGGAGCAGUGGAGAAAACACAGCUUCAAGAAGCCAUCAAAAGUUAUGAGAAGCAUCUGGUGGAAUUCAAGUCAGCCUCAGAAAAAUAUCAUCAUGCCAUUAUUGAGGUCACCAACACAGUGAAACACCAAAUGAAAUAA
Mesoplodon densirostris (Blainville's beaked whale) is the source of this 678-nucleotide messenger RNA. RefSeq names its product single-pass membrane protein with coiled-coil domains 3 (gene SMCO3). The record is from RefSeq and is a predicted model, not a curated record. The transcript has a single exon. Bases 1 to 678 code for a protein of 225 amino acids. Lineage: Eukaryota; Metazoa; Chordata; Mammalia; Artiodactyla; Ziphiidae.